Messenger RNA from Lycium ferocissimum, 656 nucleotides. RefSeq names its product large ribosomal subunit protein eL30-like. Lineage: Eukaryota; Viridiplantae; Streptophyta; Magnoliopsida; Solanales; Solanaceae. The record is from RefSeq and is a predicted model, not a curated record. Gene Ontology annotation, molecular function: RNA binding; structural constituent of ribosome. Gene Ontology annotation, cellular component: cytosolic large ribosomal subunit. The coding region runs from base 136 to 477 and encodes 113 amino acids. The transcript is spliced from 5 exons.
AUUGUGGUCAUUCUUGCAAAUCACCCUUAAAGACACACCUUUGCACAUUUCCAAACUCUUUCUUGAAAUAAUAACACAGCAAGAGCCGCCAAAAAACCCUAAUAUCACACUUUUUCACAGAACUUCAAAUCUACAAUGGUGACUACUGGAAAGAAGACAAAAAAGACCCAUGAGAGUAUUAACAACAGGUUAGCAUUGGUAAUGAAGAGUGGAAAAUAUUCUCUUGGUUACAAGACUGUUAUCAAGACUCUACGGAGCUCUAAAGGAAAGUUGAUUUUGAUAUCCAACAACUGUCCUCCUUUGAGGAAGUCUGAGAUUGAGUACUAUGCUAUGCUCUCAAAAGUUGGUGUUCACCAUUUUAAUGGAAACAAUGUCGAUCUUGGGACAGCUUGUGGAAAGUAUUACCGAGUCUCAUGCCUUAGCAUCAUUGACGCAGGUGAUUCAGACAUCAUCAAGUCUCUGCCUGGAGAUCAUUGAGAGUUUGUCUAUCAUUUCAUAUUCUUGAAUUACACAGAAAAUUUCUUGUAGCCAAGAGUAUAGUUGUUUCUCAGUUUUGUUUCGUUUAUCAUUUUACUUUUAGUUCGAGCCAGAUGAUAGGUGAUGAGAAUUAAGCUAUUUAUAUUUUUUUCGGUAAUUGAUUUAUCUUGUUCUCCUAA